GAGGAAACCCGAAGAAUGGGCAGAGAUUCUCCAUAGCUGGGUGGGUGCAGCCUCCUGUCCUGAUUUCAAAUCUCAUUCCGUUACAGGCAGUCUCUACCGGUCAAUUGAACAGCAUUUUAACCUUCUACGAAAUUCAAAAUCCUCAACUGGAGUCUGAACUGCAAGAUAUUCCUGCAGGACUGCUUCGACGUGUUAUUAUCAUUUUGACGAAGAGUAAUCGGGCACAGCUGAUUGAGAGUGCAGAUGGCGACGUGGCUACAGCAUCUUUCAAUGGGCCUGACACAAAAGACGCGCAAGCUACACAUCCGCUUCUUGACCUCCAACCACAAUCUCCCUAUCUCCUGCAACAGACAAUGGCCGAUCCUUCUGGUGCUCCUCCUCAACCAGGACCCAACGAUGUCGCCACAGCUAUCUUGCGGCCAAAGAAAUC
Molecule: messenger RNA, 430 nt
Organism: Acaulospora colombiana
Lineage: Eukaryota; Fungi; Glomeromycota; Glomeromycetes; Diversisporales; Acaulosporaceae
Source: the annotation of a GenBank genome assembly